This is a messenger RNA of Symbiodinium necroappetens, 2058 nucleotides long. Lineage: Eukaryota; Dinophyceae; Suessiales; Symbiodiniaceae. The record is from the annotation of a GenBank genome assembly.
GCCACGGUUGCGACUGGGGGAAGACGUGUCGGUGCCGGCUCGGGCGAGGUGUCUUUGGGCAAACUCUCAGCACAGCUGCCGCCGCCUACAGAAGCACCGGCCGAGGGUGGCAAGAUGGUGGCUGCCUCGGAAUACGGUGCUCCUCUUCCAGAAGCUCCCGCAGAGGACACGCACGGAUUGUUGGAAGAAAUGCUAGCACCACCAGAGCGUGAUGAGUUCGGCAAGCUGCCGCUUGAGGACACAACUGAGGCACCCCCAGAGGACGAUGACGGUCUGCUGGCUCCAGAGGAGACGGAUGGCGAUCAUCUGGAUGAGAUUCCUGAGGCACCAAGGGAAGUGGGAAGCUACCAGCAUCAACAGCAUCACUACAGCGGUCACCAUCAGUACGGUCAUCACGGACCCUAUGUCUCUCAACUUGCGAGCUACGGAUCCCACGGCCACCACGGGCCCUAUGCUCUUGCGAGCUACGGCUCCCCAGGCAUGUAUGGUCAAGGUGCUGAUGGCAGCUAUGGUAGCUAUGGCAUGUACAGCGCGGAUGGGUUUCAGCAACUGUACCAACCGUACAGCGGCUACGCAUAUCACCUUUCAGGCCUUGGCAUGGCACCAAUGGCGCCUCAGCCUAGUCAGCAUGUGCAAAUCUCCAGCGGUCAAGCUGGACAGAUGGUGACAUCUCCCAGCCACCAGGCUGCGCCGUCUAAGCCGGCGAAGCCGGAAACUGCCGCAAAACUUCACGUGACUGGGCAGAGGCGGGCUGUAACCGUCGGGGUAAACUACAUCGGCACCGAGAACGAGCUGCGCGGUUGCAUCAACGACUCCGACACCUUCAUCACGCUCCUCACCGAGGACUUCGGCUUUAGCGUGUCGGACAUCCGCCAGCUCCGAGACGACCAUCCGCAGCGGAUGCCGACAAGAAAGAAUAUAUCCGCUGCCUUGCAGUGGCUGGUGAAGGGUGCUGCUGCAGGAGACCAUCUCUUGUUCCACUACAGCGGCCACGGUUCUCAAAGACGUGAUUCCAGUGGCGACGAGGCAGAUGGCAAAGACGAAACCAUCGUGCCUUGCGACUUCAACAGGUCUGGCAUGAUCGCUGAUGAUGAGCUCAGGAGAAUGCUUGUCGACGGGCUGCCAAAGGGUUGCCGCCUGACAGUGAUCAUGGACUGCUGUCACAGUGGGACAGGAAUGGACCUGAGUUACAAGGCCAAAGUUCUGCACGACGGCUCUCUGACGAUCCGGGCAGUCUCGAGCAGGCAGAGGCAUCCGACAGGAGCUGAAGUUGUGCUGCUGUCAGGCUGUAGAGAUGUCCAGACGAGCACUGACAUCUCAGGGGGCGUCGCUGGAAACAAGGCCGCAGGUGCGAUGACCACGGCUUUCAGAAAGGUGAUUUCGAAGAAGAGAGACAUCUCGUAUCACCACCUUCUGCUUGAAAUGCGGAGCUUUCUCAAGCAGCACAGUUUUGAUCAGGUGCCUCAGCUGUGCAUGGAGUUCCAUUUGAACUUUGAGGAGCCAUUCCUGCCCGAGGCAGACCCUCCUGUUGCACAGCCCCCUGCACCGCUUCGAAGUACACAGCGCCGCGCGUUGACUAUUGGCAUUAACUACUUUUCGCUGACCCCAGGUCAAGGACGAUUGUCAGGCUGCAUCAACGAUUCCGAGACGAUGAUCGCUGUCUUGAAGGAGACCUUCAAGUUCGAGGAUGGCCAGAUCUGUCGACUGCGGGAUGAUCGCACAAACAUGAUGCCGACCAAGGCCAACAUACUCUCUGCCAUGCGUUGGCUCACCCAGGGAGUCGGAAGCGGAGACGAGCUGUUUCUGCACUACAGUGGUCACGGCGGCCGCGCUGCCGAUCGGAGCGGAGAUGAAAUCACCGGCCAGGAUGACACCUUGAUCCCGUGCGACUUCCAGACUGCAGGGCAGAUCAGUGACGAUGAACUUCACAGCUUGCUGGUCGAGCAUUUGCCGGAGGCCUGCCGCCUUUGGGUGCUCUUCGAUUGUUGCCACAGUGGGACAGCGCUGGACCUCGCGUUCAAGGUGACCGCUUCUGCAGCGCUCGCCUUAGAGCCUUAG